This is a messenger RNA of Formica exsecta, 2189 nucleotides long. Its product is annotated as serine protease inhibitor 3/4-like. Lineage: Eukaryota; Metazoa; Arthropoda; Insecta; Hymenoptera; Formicidae. Gene Ontology annotation, molecular function: serine-type endopeptidase inhibitor activity. The transcript has 9 exons. Bases 628 to 1896 code for a protein of 422 amino acids. The record is from RefSeq and is a predicted model, not a curated record.
UAUAGAUAUAUAUUAAGAUACAUAUAUGUGGUAAAACGUGAGUUUCGAAAAGAAUAACAAAAAAGAGUUUAUCAAAUCUGUUUCUCUCUUUCUCCUUUUUCAAUUCCAAUCACCUCUACACGACACUGCAAACAACAAUACUGUUAACGACUGUUACAGAGACAUAGAUAGACACAGUAUUAAGCAGUCGUGUGCCGUCAUCGAUAGUAUCAUUAUUCCUAAUCAUUGCAACAAAAAUGCUAUUGAAGAUCUCAUACGAAAAUUUUUCCUACAGUUGAAAGUCGAUGUUGUUGAAGUAAAUUCAGACCGUCUAUAAAAUCACUUGGCGCAAAUACAACGCAGCUAGUACCUAAUCGAUAUUAAAAGAAGAGAAUUUUCGACUAAAAUUAAACCAAAUAAUUUACCAGUUCUAAAUUCCUAAAUUUUGAAGCUUUGUCAAAGUAUUUUAGCUAGUCUUUUAAAAUAAUUGUUGAUUUUUGGCAAUAAAAAAAAAAAUAAAGAAAGGAAGAAAAAAAGCUAUAUGCAUAAAUGUAACACGUAUAUUAAAUUUAAUGAUUUAUCCUUCAAUUUACUCGACAUAGAUAUAUAUUUUUUAUACAUAUAUCAUAGAAUUGGAAUUUUGUCACAAUGUAUACAGCGUUAUUUGCGAUCAUUAUCGCUAACAUUGUGUGUGCCUUUGAUGAAUCAAUGUUUUAUGAAGAUAUGUCAUUCAGCAGCUUGACUAAUAAAAAUAUAUUUAAUAAUCUAUCUACAGCGAUUGUAACAUAUGUAGAAUUAAAGGAUGUAUUUAGUCUAAAGAAACCAUUAUAUAUAAAACAAUUGACAAAUUCAAGAAACAAAGUAUUUAGUAAUAUGAGUCUAAAAAUAUUAACAGUCUUACUUGCAAAUGGCGCUGGAAAAGGAUUGACAGGAAAUGAAUUAAUGUCUUUUUGGAAUAUUACUGAUAAAAUAUCUUUAAACAACAAAUACCUAUCUGAAUUUACUUUCUUAAAUAAUAUCAAAAACAUCGAAUUACAUGUAGAAAAUGCAAUAUACGUUCAAAAGUCAGUUGAUUUAACAGCAGAUUUUUCAUCAAUAUGCAUAAAUAUACUUCAUUGUUCGAUUUCAAAAGUAGAUUUCAGAGAUCACAUAGAAGUUGCAGAAACCAUAAAUUCCUGGGUCCAAAAGACAACUAAUAAUGAAAUAUUACACGUAUUGUCUCCAGUUAAUAUUGACAAGGAUACAAAAAUUAUGUUGGUAAACACUGCGUACCUUAAUAUCGGAUUGCCAAACUUAAAAGGAGAAAUAGUACAACGCAAAUUUCAUGUUUCUCCAUCAGAAUCACAUUUUGUCCCAACAAUUAAAUUUGAAAAGUCGACGUUUAGUUAUUUUGAAAUACCACAUUGGAAUACCAAAGUCAUUGAAAUUCUAUUUUUGAAUAACAAAAUUACAAUGUUUAUAUUUUUACCAAAUAAAGAGAUGGUACCUGGGAACCUGUACUACCUAAAUAAAAAGUUUAACUUUAAAGAAUUUAAAUCAAUUAGAGAUACAUACUCAUGUGAGCAAGUUAUGGAAUUAUAUUUGCCUAAGUUUACGAUUCAAUAUACUCAAGAUAUGACACAUUUAUUUCGUUGGAACGGCAUAAUUACGAUGUUUAAGGAUAAGGCGGAUUUUACACAUCUUUCAAAAAUUCCUCUAAAAGUGAGCAAUAUCGUUCAAAAAGUUUCUGUGAGGAUUAACGAAGAAGAUUCGAUAAUUCCAGAAGUUGUCAAUAGAAGAGGAAGAAAAUCAGUAGGUCUGCCGCAGGAGUUGGUCGUAGAUCGUCCGUUUAUGUACGUAAUCGAAACAAACGGAAAGAUAGGAUUUAUUGGAUCCGUGCGAAAACCAGACUUUUUAUUUAUGAAAGAUGAACUAUAAAUUCUAUUAUGAAUUAUAAAUUUUAUUACAUUUUUAUGUUUAUUGAAAGUUUAUAUCACAUAAUGUAUGUAAACUAUUUAAAAUUUUAUCAUAUUAUAUAUAUAAAAUUCAAGCAUUAAUAAAUAAAUAAUCUGUGUAUUGAAAAUGUACUUGAGACAUUUUUUGAUCGAUUUAAUUAUUGCUUAAAUGUAGCCAAAUAAAUUUGCAUUCAUAUGCGUUAAAUGCAACAAAAUAAGUGUAUAUAUGCAUAUACAAUCGAGCAAAUAUGUAUCUAGAAUUAUAUAAUGUAAAAU